UAGACGAAAGGGGGAAUCCCCGUUUGGAUGUGCGAAGCAACAACCCACGUCCACGUCAUCGUUGGCUUCAAGCCUAUACUCCCUAUCCUGCGAACAAAUCUGAUAAAGAACAGAUCGUGUCUGCUUAACAAGUUCAAGCUUCAUCUGUAGUCUGUACUUGAGCUUGCAGCAUUGCUGUCGAACAGUAUGUACAAGCUGAUGAUGGAAAAGGAGGAGGACAGGGAGAGCUUUCUACCCAAGUAUGAAAGAGAUUAUGGAGAGCACGGUCCAAUCACAGGAGAGCCUCCAAACCAAGAUCAUGGGCAGCCCAAAAACAAGUGUCGACCCCCUCCAGAUCCUGCCAACUUCGAGCACAAUGAUGAUUCUCCACCAUUCGACCACGACAACAAUGUCAAGGAGAGAGGCUAUACUAGUGCCCCAGGAGUAGACAUAGAACUGGGGGACCAGCCACAAUCUUCAAAGAUGGAAGACAUUGCUGGGUUGCCUCAUGGCGAUGAUGGGAUGGAGGAGGAAGAGAAGUUAUCUCAGCCUUCCAGCCUCUCGUCAAAGGAUGGUGGGGUACACCUUCCAUCUUUCCCAGAUGAUGAGGGGGGCUUCAUGGAAGCAGUGGAAAUGCCAAACACACACCUGUCAGAAGGGAACCAGUUCUCGAUGCCCAAAAGCCUCUCCUCCCAGCUGGAUGAGAAGUUAUCUCAGCCUACCAGCCUCUCAUCGGAGGAUGGUGGGGUAUCCCAAGCUCCUCUGCCUGAUGAUGAGGGGGGCAACAUGCAAGCAGUGGAAAUGCCAAACAAACGCCUCUCAGGAGGGGAGCAAUUCUCAAUUAGGCCCAAGAGCCUCUCCUCCCAGCUGGAUGAGAAGUUAUCUCAGCCUACCAGCCUCUCAUCGGACGAUGGUGGGAUACUCCUAGCUCCUCUCCCUGAUGAUGAAGGGGACAUCAUGCAAGCAGUGGAAAUGCCAACGACAGACCUGUCAGGAGGGGAGCAAUUCUCGAUCCCUAAGAGCCUCUCCUCCCAGCCGGAUAAGAUUCUGUCUGUCCAUUUAAAGCGAGUAGGUUGAGUAAAGAGGUCAGCAGGAGGUCUUUAAACUGCUACAAGUUGACCAGAGCAAAGGGAAUGCAGUGUGGAAGAGAGCGGCAGAAGCUGAGAAGGGAGGUCGCCUCUUUGAAAGCAAAGAGGGAGAGGAAUACAUCUGCUGGCCUCGAUGGUGGCAAUGCUGAUAAAAGAGGCACAACCCCCUGGCAGAUCUUCAUACCGCUAUAUGACGAUCUGAAAAUGAUGCUCAGAGAUUUCACCAGGGUGUAUUUGCCCCAGAUGACAUGUUGGAGUAUCACGAUAGCAGUAGGGGUACAUCUGUGGUAGGAGUGACAAACCCGAGCUGCAAUGCAUUAGACCCAAAGUGUGAAAUCCUAUUUGGGUCUAUUAAAGAGGAACUAGGAUUUCGGGGUUAAUGUUGUCGACCUUCACGUGGUGACCCUGUUAACUGACUACUGUCAAACUAACGACAACCGAUAACUAUCAAGAACAGAGACAGCUUAACUAAUCAGAACCUGGCUUCUAAUACAAAUCAUUGGCCAAGCCUGAUUUAUGCUGCUUCAUACAGAAAAUAUUCUCUGUGUGAAGGCAAACUUUGUUCAAGAUUAAAUAAGAAUCAUGCUAUAGAAGGCAAUUUCAAGAUCCUUGUACGUCACAUUUUGAAAUUGUAAUCCGAAUAUGAAUUAUAUGGGACGUGCAAUGGGUUAUUGAAAUUGCCCCUGAGUUAUUUUUUUUUUAAAGUAGUUGUAAUUGUGUUUAUUAUUGUUGUUGUUGUUGGUAGUAUGGCUAUUAUUGUCUUUGAAAUUACUAAUAAUAAUGUUAUGGUAUUCCGUG
This is a messenger RNA of Strongylocentrotus purpuratus (purple sea urchin), 1865 nucleotides long. RefSeq lists its product as uncharacterized. NCBI's taxonomy places the organism in Eukaryota, Metazoa, Echinodermata, Echinoidea, Camarodonta, Strongylocentrotidae. The coding region runs from base 187 to 1056 and encodes 289 amino acids. The record is from RefSeq and is a predicted model, not a curated record. The transcript has 3 exons.